This is a messenger RNA of Dentiscutata erythropus, 498 nucleotides long. NCBI's taxonomy places the organism in Eukaryota, Fungi, Glomeromycota, Glomeromycetes, Diversisporales, Gigasporaceae. The record is from the annotation of a GenBank genome assembly.
AUGUAUACGACUCCUAUCGAAGCUCUUGCAGUUAAUAUUCUCAAAAGGACAAAUGUUCUUCCUGAGAAUACUGUUUUUCCGGAAGUAGACCCAUGUUUGUUAUGCGGAGAAGGUCUUUAUUUACCUCAGGAAUUCCUACCAUUUAAAGAAUUCACCUUAGCUUCGUGUGGGCAUAUCUAUCACCAAAAAUGUCUUGAAAAACAUCUAGUGAGUGGAGAGGCGAUUUGUCCGAAUAAGAAGUGCAACAAAGUUAUCGAAACUUUUCUUUCUCCAGAACCCCUUAAGGGAUCACAAGACAAACCUACAACCUCGAUUGCGGAAGACACUACCACUAAACAAGUAGACUCUGAAAAUCCAACUCCCAUAGGUGAGGAUGCUGAUGCAAAUUAUAUGAACGAACUGGGAUUAUUAGAUGGAGAGGAUUGUUCGUCCAAGACUACUGAGGUCGCUAAAGAAACUUCUGACCAGGCAACCAGCCCUAUUGAGGGAUCAACUCUA